This is a messenger RNA of Nelumbo nucifera (sacred lotus), 961 nucleotides long. RefSeq names its product putative pterin-4-alpha-carbinolamine dehydratase, chloroplastic. Gene Ontology annotation, biological process: tetrahydrobiopterin biosynthetic process. Gene Ontology annotation, cellular component: plastid. NCBI's taxonomy places the organism in Eukaryota, Viridiplantae, Streptophyta, Magnoliopsida, Proteales, Nelumbonaceae. Gene Ontology annotation, molecular function: 4-alpha-hydroxytetrahydrobiopterin dehydratase activity. The record is from RefSeq and is a predicted model, not a curated record.
UCUCUCUCUCUCUCUGCCAUGGCUGCCAGCCGACUCUUCUUCUCUUCUUCUACUCUCCCCAUCUCCUUAUCUUCUCUUUCAACUUCACAGACUCAAAACAGGACCAACUUAACCUUCACCCACGCAUUCUCAGAGCUUGCGCCCGCCACCGGGAAGCGAAGGAGACAGCUAGCACACGCCUCGGGAGGCGAUCUCUUGGGAGAUUUUGGCGCCAGAGACCCGUUCGCAGCGGAAAUAGAGAGUAAUUUUGCUGAGAAGGUUCUGGGGAACGUCGACACUGAGCAUAAAAUCCUUAUUCCUAAUGCUUCUUCUCUCUCUCUGGCUCAACAAGAAUGCACCCCGGUCUCUCCUUACCAACCUCCGAUUUCAGAGGACGACGCUCAGACGUUUUUAAGAAAGGUAGUUGGUUGGAGAUUGGUAGAUGAUGAAGGAGGCCUUAAACUUCAGUGCUUAUGGAAGUUGAGAGAUUUCAAAUGUGGGGUUGAACUCAUCAAUAGGAUUUAUAGGGUUGCGGAGACUACUGGGCAUUAUCCAAAUCUUCACUUGGAACAGCCCAACCAAGUUAGGGCUGAGCUAUGGACUGCUUCCAUUGGUGGCCUGAGUAUGAAUGAUUUUAUAGUAGCUGCCAAGAUAGAUGAGAUCAAAAUCUUGGACCUUCUCCCCAAGAAAAGAGUUUGGGCAUAGUUGUUUGUGCAUUUGUGAAGAGACACGAUAUUUGACCUCCCAUUUGGUUUUCUUCAGCAACCCAUGGAUGGACAGUCUCAUAUUUUAUGAAGUGUUAUGAGUCAUAUUUAUGAUUUCAUGAAUAUGAAAUUCUUUUUGUUGACGCAGUCAUCAAAUUAGCAUUUGAUUUGAACACAUGUAGGUGGGAAAAUUGUGUAUAAAUUCACUAAGAAUGCCUUUUUUUUCAGUAUCCUCAUUAAAAUGAUUAGCAAGUUAUGUAGGUGAAGAAAUUAAGACA